CACCGACGCCUGGAUAUCAUCGUUGUGCCAUACGACGAGUACGCAUGCGCGCUGGUAUACUUCACAGGCUCCGCCCAUUUCAAUCGCUCGUUACGUCAUCUGGCGAAGAAGAUGGGCAUGUCACUGUCCGAACAUUCCUUGAAUGUUGGCGUCGUCAGGAAUGGGACAGAAAAGAUCUACGAAGGUACGCCAGUGCCCACCCCAACGGAGGAAUCAGUUUUUAUAAAAAUGGGAAUCCCUUUUAGACCACCAGACGAAAGGGACCAUUAACUAUUGCUUCGAUCACUCUAGGGUGAUACGAGAAAUUUAAUACUAGGUCGAGAAUCUACGAUGUGUAGUAUUAUGUUAUUGGCGGUUAGCUGGAAAUUGCAUCCUUAAUUUUUCUUUGCUAACCUUUUUACGCUUACCCCAUCGUCAGUCGAUAUCUUUGAGUUGUUUGUUUCCGAUUCCAAAAAAUAUUGACACAUACAUUACAAAACCAACAUGCUUUUAAUGUGCUGUUCAUUAAUAGUAAAGAAUUAGUUUCAGUAAUGUGUAUGCAGUGGUCGCAUGUUUUUUGUUUGUACCUGCUAUAAACAAUGUCACGAUCAAAAGCCUAUUAGCUAUGGGUUUUUGUAAAAUUAUUUUCAUAUACAUAGAUCAUUUUGGUAUUUAUUCCUUAAAACACAAUGCUUGACCAAUUGCGAUUUACGUCUGUAUGCAAACACAUGUUAAUUAAUUUUUAUAUUUAUUUAAAAUGAACUUUAGUUUUAUGUCGAAUAUUUUGUAUACAAGUUGUGAGCGAGAUGUCCAUAUUUGCUAAAUGUUGUAAUAAUGAAUUUAGUGUAUUCAGUGCUGAUUUAAUUAUCAAAUAUAUUUGUGUUGUUAUAUGCAAUACAUUUAUGAUGCUUUCACAUAACACUUUAUACGUGAUAUUUAAUGUGACAUCCAUAUAUAUGUAGUCAUUGUUGAUAUUUGUGGUAUAUUUAAGAAAUGUUUUAAUGGAAUUUUAAUUUAUUUCAAAUACCUUAUCAUUUUGAACGGACUAUCAUAUGUAUUUAAUAUAUUUUUAACAUAAAAUAAUGUUGUUAAACUGGUUUGUUUGCAUGUUGUUUCACCAUAACAGCUGCUGGAGUAAAGUAUACAUUGAUUUACAAUCUCAACAAUGCUAGACACCAAAUACACGUGAAGACCAAAUUGCAUAUCUACCGCCAUACCAUGUAUUAAUUAAAACAUUUUACAUGAAACGUAUUUGGUUGUGUUUUGAUUUUGUGUCGUGAAUUUGGCGCUAUUGCAAUAUCUUUUUGUCUGAUAAAGGUUUAAUGCUCUAUACGGGAUAUUUUCUGGAAAACAUAUAGCACUUGAGGCUCCCACUAAUA
Molecule: messenger RNA, 1358 nt
Organism: Dreissena polymorpha
Lineage: Eukaryota; Metazoa; Mollusca; Bivalvia; Myida; Dreissenidae
Product: DNA polymerase lambda-like
Biological process (GO): double-strand break repair via nonhomologous end joining
Cellular component (GO): nucleus
Molecular function (GO): DNA-directed DNA polymerase activity; DNA binding
Source: RefSeq, a predicted model, not a curated record